ACGUGUAGCUGACGUAUGUUUUCUUUCUCUUGUGUUGUAGAGUUACUGGGCUCCACCAAGCGGCUGAACAUCAACUAUCAGGAUCCAGACGGGUUUUCUUCAUUGCAUCAUGCUGCUCUCACAGGCACUACGGAGCUGCUUUCUCUAUUGUUGGAGGCUCAGGCAGUCGUGGACAUCAAGGACAGCAAUGGCAUGCGGCCGCUGCAUUACGCAGCAUGGCAGGGUAAAGCAGACUCAGUGCUGAUGCUGCUGCGGUCUGGAGCUGCAGUGAACAGUGCCUCCCAUGACGGACAGAUCCCACUGCACCUGGCGGCUCAGUAUGGACACUAUGAGGUGUCGGAGAUGCUGCUGCAGCACCAGUCGAACCCCUGUGUGUUAAACAAGGCUAAGAAGACUCCUCUGGAUCUGGCCUGUGAGUUCGGCCGAGCGAAGGUAGCUCAGCUGUUGUUGAGCAGUAAUAUGGUGGCAUCUCUGUUAGAGGGCGAUCGGAGAGACGCGUCCGACUCCAACUGUAACACUCCUCUACACCUCGCCGCUCGCAACGGACACAAAGACGUCAUCCGGCUUCUUCUGAAAGCAGGAAUUGACAUCAACAGAACCACUAAAGCAGGCACAGCGCUCCACGAGGCCGCCCUCUAUGGGAAAACAGAAGUAGUGCGGCUCCUUCUGGAUACGGGCAUCGAUGUGAAUAUCCGUAACACUUACAAUCAGACAGCGCUGGACAUCGUCAACCAGUUCACCGCAUGCCACGCCAGCAAAGACAUCAAGCAGCUGCUACGAGAAGCGACAGGAGUUCUUCAGGUCAGAGCUCUGAAAGACUUCUGGAAUCUUCACGACCCCACAGCCCUCACCAUACGGGCCGGAGACGUCAUCACGGUGAUCGAGCAGCAUGUGGACGGACGCUGGAAAGGACACAUUCACGACACCCAGAGAGGAACAGACCGAAUCGGAUACUUCCCACCCUCCAUAGUAGAGGUCAUCAGCCGACGCUCAG
This is a messenger RNA of Danio rerio (zebrafish), 994 nucleotides long. Lineage: Eukaryota; Metazoa; Chordata; Actinopteri; Cypriniformes; Danionidae. The record is from RefSeq and is a predicted model, not a curated record.